AACAAUCAUAUUUCAAGAAGUAUUCCGAACAAUUCCAGAAAAUCCAGAAUCAAUUAAGCAGUCACAUAAAGAGAUUGAUAAAGUUUUAGAAGUUUAUGACAAGCUUUUAGAAGGAAAAGAAUAUUUAGCUGGCAAAUUUUCCUUAGCCAAUCUUUUACAUUGUCCUUCUACCAAACAUGUUGAUUUGUGGAAUAAAAGACUUAAUGUUAAAAAAUGGUGGGAUAGAAUAAGCAACAGAGAUGCCUGGAAAAAAGCUUGGGAAGGCAACAGAGCUGCCUGGAAAAAGAUAUUGGAAGAGAAAGAGAAAUAG
This is a messenger RNA of Dentiscutata erythropus, 310 nucleotides long. NCBI's taxonomy places the organism in Eukaryota, Fungi, Glomeromycota, Glomeromycetes, Diversisporales, Gigasporaceae. The record is from the annotation of a GenBank genome assembly.